UAUUUUAUUUUCCGGAUUGGGGCUCUGGUUGUGUUGGGAGGAGGAGUCACACAAACCUGGCAACAUCCAUUCACCGUCGCUUUUGUUAGCAGUUCAUUGAGCCAAGAUGGCAGAUUUCGAGGAGUUCAGCGAGGAAGACAAGAUCCGCAUCGCUGCUAAUUUUGUGAUGCACGCUCCCCCUGGAGAGUUCAAUGAGGUUUUCAAUGAUGUGCGAAUACUGCUCAACAAUGAUAAUCUUCUCAGAGAGGGGGCGGCUCAUGCCUUCGCCCAGUACAACAUGGAUCAGUUUACCCGUGCUAAGAUCGAUGGAUAUGAAGAUCAGGUCCUGAUAACGGAGCAUGGAGAUCUGGGUAAUGGCCGCUUCUUUGACCCUCACAACAAGAUCUCCUUCAAGUUUGACCACCUGAGGAAAGAGGCCAGUGACCCCCGGCCCCACGAGGGCGAGGCGGCCCUGAAGUCAUGGAGAGAUGCCUGUGAUUCUGCUCUGAGAGCCUACGUCAAGGAGCACUACCCCAGUGGAGUCUGCACGGUUUAUGGGAAGACGAUCGAUGGCCAGCAGACCAUCAUCGCUUGUAUCGAGGGUCAUCAGUUUGAGCCCAAGAACUUCUGGAACGGUCGCUGCCGGUCUGAAUGGAAGUUCAGUGUCUCGCAGUCUACGGCGCAGGUGGUUGGGGUUUUGAAAAUACAGGUACAUUACUACGAGGAUGGAAAUGUGCAGCUGGUCAGCCAUAAAGAAAUCCAGGAGUCACUGACUGUGUCUAACGAGAGCCAGACUGCAAAGGAGUUGGUGAAAAUUAUUGAGGAUGCAGAGAAUGAGUAUCAGGUGGCCAUUUCUGAGAACUAUCAGACCAUGUCAGACACCACAUUCAAAGCCUUACGUAGACAGCUCCCGGUCACCCGCACCAAGAUCGACUGGAACAAGAUCCUGAGCUACAAGAUCGGCAAGGAGAUGCAGAACGCUUAGAGUACGGAGUCUGUCUGGGGUUACGACAAACUGUUUGGGGGAGAAGCUGAUGCUCGUGCAAAGAUGUGUGAAGCAGCAUAACGUACUGUAUGUCCUUCCAGAAAAUUACAGUUUCUGUUGAGCACUAAGAGGGGAUGCCUUUAUUUUAAAAAGACAUCAAGUGGUGUAUCUGUCGCUCAUUUAUAAACAUAUAUUAUUAUUUUUUAUGAAAUAACGCCUUCAGUGACACUGUGAAAGUUGACUCAAAUUGUUACGUACGCAAAUUGUUACAUACACAUCACACACACAGGGUGUCGGAUCCCUCUGUGCUUCAGAUGGACAAACAGUCUCCCAAACCCCCCCCCCUUUCAUUUUCAUGUAGCGACUAAUUUACUCUUUCUAUAUAACAUAACUAAUAUGCUUUGAGUGCUUCCACUAUCUCUUUUUUGGGUGGUGACAGAGGGAAGUACUAUAUGCAAUUCGGUGCGUUUCAUGACUGGAGAGAGCGACAAAUUAUGCUGUUUUCAGUCAAAAUAUCCCAAAUAUAUUUAUGUAUUCCUAUGGUUGCGGAGUUGUUACCAGCAGCCAUGUUAAAGCAUAAAUGUCUUUUCUUUUACCAUCCAUUUUGUCUUCCCUCUUUGAAUUUAUUUCCUUUUUUCCUCUCUGCUGGAGAGAGAAACCUUCACAGAUCAUUUUCCUAUAUCCCUCGGGACUAAUUAAGUAUUGGUGUUCUCUUGCCGGCUGUUUGCCUUGAGCUUGUGCUAUAUUUUUUUAUACAAACUGUAAGUACAUUUAAUAUUCAUGAAAUAAAAAAUAUUGCACCAGA
Molecule: messenger RNA, 1769 nt
Organism: Mugil cephalus (flathead mullet)
Lineage: Eukaryota; Metazoa; Chordata; Actinopteri; Mugiliformes; Mugilidae
Gene: capza1a
Product: capping actin protein of muscle Z-line subunit alpha 1a
Exons: 10
Coding region: 107-964 (285 amino acids)
Biological process (GO): actin cytoskeleton organization; barbed-end actin filament capping
Cellular component (GO): F-actin capping protein complex; actin cortical patch
Molecular function (GO): actin filament binding
Source: RefSeq, a predicted model, not a curated record